This is a messenger RNA of Cannabis sativa, 2059 nucleotides long. RefSeq names its product rust resistance kinase Lr10. Gene Ontology annotation, molecular function: protein kinase activity; polysaccharide binding; ATP binding. Lineage: Eukaryota; Viridiplantae; Streptophyta; Magnoliopsida; Rosales; Cannabaceae. The transcript is spliced from 4 exons. The coding region runs from base 72 to 2030 and encodes 652 amino acids. The record is from RefSeq and is a predicted model, not a curated record. Gene Ontology annotation, biological process: protein phosphorylation.
GCUCAGUUGUGGAACAUGUUCCAACUUGACAGAAUCUUAGUCAACGAGAUCAAGCUGCUCUUUUUGAUAAAAUGUAUAUACACAUUAUGGCUAACUCUUCUUCCUUUGGCUCUUUCCAGACCCAAAACAAAAUGCAUCUUAGAUUCUUGAUCCUUAUCUUCUUCUUCUUCUUCCUUUUCCUCAAUUGCAGAGCCCAAAACAAUCAAUGUUCACCUUCUUCCUGUGGAAAAAUCAAGAAUAUAAGCUACCCUUUUAGCCUAAAAUCCGAUCCAAAAAGCUGUGGAGACCAAAGGUAUGUUCUUUCUUGCGAGAACAAUAUCACAAUACUAAACCUCUAUUCAGGAAAAUACUCCGUGGAAGCAAUCAAUUACAUUAACCAUACCAUAAGAGUGGUUGAUCCAGGAAUUCAAAAGGGCAAUUGCUCUUCUCUCCCUCGUUACCCUAUUUCAAGGUACAACUUCAGACAGGGUGACCCAUAUGAGCUUCAACAAUGGAGCACAGAUUGGACUCUGAAGCUUAUGUCAAAGACACUGGUUUUCGUGAGUUGUGAAAAAACAGUCAAAUCCCAUUUUUAUAUAGACACUUCUUCUUGCUCAUCUAAUGGUUACAAAAACCAUUCUUAUGUAAUAGUCAAUGGGAGCUUGACUGUUUCGGACAUGGAUAAAUCAUGUGGUGUAAAGCUAACGACUUUAGUAUCUCAGCAUAGAAACAAUAACACCAAUGCUUCUUCAUUCAUGGAUAUUCAUAAUGAGAUGGCUUUUGGGUUUAAGCUUUCAUGGAUUCCAGGAAUCACUCCACUUCCAAUCCGAAUAAGCCUGUGGGAUCAAAUAUUGCAAGACCUUAGUACUUACCGAUAUUUGAUACUAUUUAUACUUGGAGCUGUGAUUGUAGGAAGGGCCAUAUUAGGGACUCCAUGUUUGUGUAUCUUUUUGUUCUACACAUGGAGAAGGCGACAUUUAUCGAUGUAUGAUCGUAUUGAAGAAUUCUUGCAAAGUUAUAACAAUCUUGUACCUAUAAGAUACUCGUAUUCAGAUAUUAGAAAGAUGAGCCAAGGGUUUAAAGAUAAAUUGGGUGAAGGAGGCUAUGGCUCUGUGUAUAAAGGAAAACUUCGAAGUGGUCAUUUAGUAGCAAUUAAGAUGUUGGAUGCAUCUAAAGGAAAUGGGGAUGAUUUUGUUAAUGAAGUUGCUACAAUUGGUAGGAUUCAUCAUGUUAAUGUUGUUAGACUAAUUGGAUUUUGUGUUGAAGGUUCAAAGCGUGCUCUUAUAUAUGAUUUUAUGACUAAUGGAUCUCUUGACAAACAUAUUUUCUCUAAGGAAGGAAUUGACUCUUUAAGUUAUGAGAUGAUGUUCGAAAUUUCACUUGGAGUGGCUCGGGGAAUUGAGUAUCUUCAUCAAGGAUGCGAAAUGCAGAUUCUGCAUUUCGAUAUCAAGCCACACAACAUCCUUUUAGAUGAGAAUUUUGUAACAAAAGUUUCAGAUUUCGGCUUAGCUAGAUUAUGUCCAUUGGAUAAUAAUAUUGUGUCUUUAACUGCAGCGAGAGGAACCUUAGGAUACAUAGCUCCAGAAUUGUUUUACAAAAACCUCGGAGGAGUUUCUUAUAAAGCUGAUGUCUAUAGUUUUGGCAUGUUAUUGAUGGAAAUGGCGAGUAGAAGAAGGAAUAUAAAUUCAGCAGUAGAGAAUUCGAGCCGAGUUCACUUCCCAUCUUGGGUUUCUAACCAAUUCAGUGAAGGAAAUGAUUUUGAUUUUGGUGUUGGGACAGUGGAGGAAGUAAAGAUCAUAAAGAAGAUGAUGAUAAUUGCAUUAUGGUGUAUACAAUUCAAGCCAUCUGAUCGUCCUUCAAUGACCAAAGUGGUAGAGAUGCUUGAAGAUCAAACUGAGUCCUUAGAAAUGCCUCCAACUAAAUUCACAUUCUAUUGUUCAAAUGAGGCACCAAUGGAGGAUCUUGGAGAGAACAGUUCAUCCUCAACAUGGUCAUCCACACAAUCAGGGGACAAUUACUCAGAUACUACUUUAAGUCAGAUAUCAGAUUAAAGAGAUGUACAAUAAAACACAAUAAAAAA